Messenger RNA from Phaedon cochleariae (mustard beetle), 549 nucleotides. NCBI's taxonomy places the organism in Eukaryota, Metazoa, Arthropoda, Insecta, Coleoptera, Chrysomelidae. The record is from the annotation of a GenBank genome assembly.
AUGAGUAAAAAGGAAGCCUCUUCAUUCGCCAUUGCACCUUUGCGAUCUUUGGAUGACUUUUUGUUAGUAGCAGCACGGUUCCAAGUGCCCACUGUUAAUGAUCUGGAAAAAUGGGGUAACCGUGUUACAAGCAAUUUACUUUACUAUCAGACAAACUACUUUUUGAUGUCCAUUUUUAUCUUCAUAAUAGUUGGAAUAAUUCAUCCCCUAAAAAUGGCUUGUGGAUUUAUGGCAAUGGCAGUCAUUUUCAUGAUAUUUGUUUAUGUUACGAAUGAACAACAGUCUGCAGCCCGUUUCAAAAGAAAUCAUCCAGUUAUCUCAGUAUUGAUUAUUUUUGCUGGUGGAUAUUUUGUUGCGUAUAUGCUACAGUCCCUUCUCAUAUUCAUUCUAGGAAUAUUACUUCCAAUAACUGCUAUUUUUAUUCACGCAUCUCUGAGAUUGCGCAAUAUCAAGAAUAAACUGGCGAAUAGAGUCGAAAGCUUGGGAUUCACAACCACUCCCAUGGGAUUUUUUCUUGAAGAGAUUGGACUGGACAGAAAUCUAUUAUAA